UUAUGUCAACUGUGUACGUUUUUCCGUGAUGUUUUUGUUAUUUUUUAUCGGUUUGUAAUUUUUACUCUUUUUGUUUCCCGUAAAUUGUUCAGUGUUUCUUAUUUGAUAUUCAAAUCAUAUUCAACCGAUCGUUCUCGGCUUCGCAGGAACAGCAGCAGGGUCUGAUCACCGAUCCGUAGUGCGUGAACGUUUCAACCACAUUCCACUUUCGAAGUAAACUAAAAUGCUAAAAAACGCAGUCGCCCUAGUCACUGGAGGUGCGUCGGGACUUGGCCGCGCCACCGUGGAACGAUUCGCCCGUGCCGGGUAUAACGUGCUGCUGUGCGAUCUGCCCACCUCGAAGGGCAACGACGUCGCCAAGGAGCUGGGCGAGAAGGUCGUGUACGUGCCGGUCGAUGUGCUGUCCGAGAAGGAUGUGAGCGGUGCGCUGGAACUGGCGAAAAGCAAAUUCGGCCGGCUGGAUGUGUCGGUGAACUGUGCCGGUAUAGCGGUAGCCGUCAAGACGUACAACUUCAACAAGAAGGUCGCCCACAAGCUGGAGGAUUUUCAGCGCGUCCUGUUGGUAAACACGGCCGGAACGUUCAACGUGAUCCGGCUGUCGGCGGGAUUGAUGGGUGAAAAUGAACCGAAUGCGGACGGUCAGCGCGGUGUCAUCGUGAACACGGCCUCCGUGGCCGCCUAUGAUGGCCAGAUUGGGCAGGCUGCCUACGCCGCAUCGAAGGCGGCCGUCGUUGGCAUGACGCUACCGAUCGCUCGCGAUCUGAGCACGCAGGGCAUUCGUAUUGUGACCGUGGCGCCGGGUCUGUUCAACACUCCGAUGCUGCAGGCCCUGCCCGAGAAGGUGCGAGCGUUCCUGGCCAAGACGGUACCGUUCCCUCAGCGUCUCGGAGAACCGGCCGAAUAUGCCCAGCUGGUUCAGGCCAUCGUCGAUAAUCCCAUGCUGAACGGGGAGGUUAUCCGUUUGGAUGGAGCGCUGCGUAUGAUGCCUUAAACGACGAUGGACGAAAUGGCUCAGUAACGGAUGCAUUUAUUCAGAGUACCUCACAGAUGAGUCUUCCAACAGGGAGAACGCUAUCGUCAAACGAUAUGCAGCAAAAGUGUAAAAUCCGCUUUGUAUUGCUCUAUUCUGCCAUCUUUUAAUAAACCUUUUAGCCUGUUUCUAAAACAUCA
Messenger RNA from Anopheles merus, 1170 nucleotides. It is a transcript of the gene scu, whose product is annotated as 3-hydroxyacyl-CoA dehydrogenase type-2. The record is from RefSeq and is a predicted model, not a curated record. Gene Ontology annotation, cellular component: mitochondrion. The transcript is spliced from 2 exons. Lineage: Eukaryota; Metazoa; Arthropoda; Insecta; Diptera; Culicidae. The coding region runs from base 224 to 991 and encodes 255 amino acids. Gene Ontology annotation, molecular function: estradiol 17-beta-dehydrogenase [NAD(P)+] activity. Gene Ontology annotation, biological process: fatty acid metabolic process; estrogen metabolic process; androgen metabolic process.